AUUCAUUUCAUCCCAUGUAUCCAAUUAAAAUUCCAAAAAAAAAAAAAAAAGAGGGGAAGAAAAAAUCUAUGGGAUCUGAAGCUUGGUUAACAUCUCCUACUGGGAAAUGGCUAGGAUUUGUGACUGCAAUCUGGGUCCAAUCCAUUUCCGGGAACAACUACACUUUCUCAAACUACUCUGAUGCAUUGAAAUCCAUCAUGAAGCUAACUCAGCUUCAGCUAAAUCAGCUCUCCGUGGUUAAAGAUGUUGGCAAAGCAUUUGGUCUUCUUGCUGGUUUUGCAUCUGAUAAAUUGCCUCUGCAACUCAUUCUUCUCAUUGGCGCUAUUGAAGGAUUCAUUGGUUACGGUGCUCAAUGGCUUGUUGUUAGCCAAACCAUCAACCCUCUUCCUUACUGGGCAAUGUGCAUAUUUAUGUGCUUGGGAGGCAACAGCACAACUUGGAUGAACACAGCAAUUCUAGUGACCUGCAUUAGAAACUUCAAGAAGAACAGAGGACCUGUUUCAGGGAUUCUCAAAGGCUAUGUUGGAUUAAGCACAGCCAUCUUCACCGAUUCCUGCGCGGCUUUGUUUGCAAACUCUCCAUCUCCAUUCUUAGUCAUGUUGGCUGUCGUCCCUCUUGCCGUUUGUUUCGCCGCCACUAUCUUCCUUCGGGAAGUUGCAUCAAUCAAAACAGAGGAAGCAGAGGAAGAUAAUCAGGAAGGAAAAUACUUGGGAAUCAUCAACAUCCUCUCAGUCAUCGUCGCGGUUUAUCUUUUAAUAUACGAUGUAAUAGGAAGUGGUCAUGGUCACACGUAUAACAUAGCUUUUGUAACAAUACUUUUAAUCCUCUUAGCCUUACCUUUGUACAUCCCGUUGAACCUUGCCUUAAAAACCAUGAUUUCCUCAACCCGUGCGUCCGCGCAAUUUCCCAAUGUCGAGGCAGAAAGAAGUUAUAUUAGUACCUCAUUACUCGAAAGCGAAAAUAGUGGCGAUCUCGAUGAAGUGGAAAAGAACACGCAAAGGUUAAAAGGAGAUAGGGAAGAGGGAGAGAAAUCGAGAAGACGGCCGGCAAUCGGGGAUGAUCAUACUAUAUUAGAAGCAUUUGGAAGCGUCGAUUUCUGGAUACUAUUUGUGUCAUUUCUGUUCGGAGUAGGCACUGGAAUGACGGUAAUGAACAACAUGGGACAAAUGGGAGCGGCUUUGGGCUACCAAAACGUGGCUAUUUUCGUUUCCCUUCUCAGCAUUGCUGGAUUUUUUGGCCGCAUAAUCUCUGGCUCUGCUUCUGAGUAUUUCAUCAAGUACGCUUUUGUUAUUAUAAUUAUAUAUUCAGAAAUAAUAUAAUCCGCUGUCAAUUAACUAACCAACAGGAAUUGAAUUUGAUGAAUUGUGCAGUAAAUUUGCAACGCCAAGGCCAAUAUGGAAUGCAGUAUCCCAGAUUGUGAUGGCAAUUGGGUUCAUCCUGAUGGCUCUGAAUGUGCCCGGAUCACUUUACAUAGGAUCAGUGAUUGUGGGGGUUUGCUAUGGAGUUCGUCUAGCUUGCAGUGUGCCUAUAGCCUCUGAGUUAUUUGGGCUCAAAUACUAUGGCCUAAUAUACAACGUGAUGAUUCUUAAUCUGCCAUUGGGGUCGUUUUUAUUUUCGGGACUUGUGGCAGGGUUUCUGUAUGAUGUCCAGGCCAGCCCAGUUGCUGGAGGAGGGAAUUCGUGUGAUGGUGCACAUUGUUACAGGCUUGUCUACGCGAUCAUGGCGGCUACUUCUGUGUUGGGCUUCUUUUUGGACAUUUUGUUGGCUCUAAGGACUCGAGCUCUUUAUGCUAAUAUCCAAGCCAACAAGAAGAGGUCUAGUUCUAAUAGUGCAUCUCAACCCAAUCGCAACAGUUCCAAUUAAUUACUAACUCCUGUUGUGAAAGGGGGUUCUGUGAUAGAUACCCUUGUGUAAUGAUCCGUUGUAUUCAAAAAAAUAAAACCUGAAAAAGCAGUCAAAUUAGCAAAGUUUUAAGUGAAAGUAUAUCAAAUUAGCACACAAAUAACAGCCUUAUAAUUGAUGGUCUUGAUCAGAAGAUAAACACAAGGUUAUUUGGAAAUAAAUGCGAUCGGGU
Molecule: messenger RNA, 2074 nt
Organism: Oldenlandia corymbosa var. corymbosa
Lineage: Eukaryota; Viridiplantae; Streptophyta; Magnoliopsida; Gentianales; Rubiaceae
Source: the annotation of a GenBank genome assembly